CAGCUUUGCAUCUUUCUCCUGUGACGAGACCAACAAGCCCAAUAGUGUUGGAUGCUCCAGCAAUGGGCCUUGCCAGUGACAUAUAUGCUGAAGAAUUAUGGGGAUUAGGCCAUGGCCAUCCUCUCUGGCAACCAAACUCCGUACGGACUGGAGUUAGGAUUGGCGAUGUGGGAUACUUCAUGACUGGCGGCUUUUAUCGCAUUUUCAAUCCAACCGUUGCCACUGAUGACAAGAUUAAUCGCCGUGGAGCACCAGACAACUUACCGUCACUUUACCUCAAGUCGCAGGAGGAUAGCUAUGAUGCCGAUUAUUUCAGGCCGGGUCUACACAACGGGUCUGGAAUCAAACUUAAACCUCGUAUUGAUGAAGACGAGUCAGAGCCCAUAGAGCUGCAGAUCUCGUCCAAGCGUUCCCAGUCUGCCUUCUUUAUUGCGAAGGGUACCGUUGUUAGACGGCACACAACCAACGAACUCGAUUUCAAAAAUUGCCUUUUUGAAAACCAUAAGGAUUGGCUGGAAUACUCACGUGGACAGCGAAGGCUGAUACUUGAUGACGAUGAGUUGCUCUUAGUUCGGGGCUGGGUCAAGACGGAGGCUUGGACAGUAGGGGUACAUCUCCGUCGCCAGCUUGCCGGGCGGGAGAUAGAUCCUCUUGGAGAUGAUGGCGAACCGAUUAAUAUUGCAUUGAAGAUCCUUCCCGCUCCAUCAAGCUACGUCGUGCAAUAUCGGUCUGGUCCCCCAGAGAUGUUGUGGGGUCGAUUCGACGAAGAGCGCGCUUGUUUAGCCCGCCUUCUCGACCCAGCUCAACAGUCUGCAAGCAGUUCACGCAAUCACCAGGACGGCCCAGUGCAAGAAUUAGUGUAUCAAGCUGCGGUUUCCAAUGACCCAUCAGAUUCACAGGUAGAAGUAGUGGGUGCCGAUACGUCUAAUUUCUCGACUCGUGAACCGAGGCGUGACUGUCUUUUCUUGUCGUACUACAAGAUGAAGCCACGAAUGUUGAUAAUUCCAAAGAGGGUCGUUGCUGAAGGAGAGCCCCAGGAUCCAAGAGGUAAUACCGACAACGACGCUAGCGGCUCUGGACUCAGCACACAAUCAUCUCAACCAAGACGCCGGUCGUCAGCUGCUACCUUUCGUCCUUUGGAUGACUUGUUGACGUAUAUACUUGAGAACUCUGAUGCAGACUAUGCCAUCGCAAGUGAUGCCGACGUAUACAGGGACAUGCGUGGCCCGAAGACUUCCCAUCGUUCUACAAGAAUCUCGCACCAAGGCUCUAUGUAGAUGACCGUAAACUCGGAACAUUAUGGAUACCAGAAUACCUUCCCGAGACUUUAUCCCAUGACGAGAACAUGGAUAACGGCACUGUUUCUCAAUCAUCUGUAUCAGGCAACCUUCUUUUGUCAUCUAGAAACGAUCUUAGCCGUAACUUUGACAGUCCACUACCUACUGUGGACCAACAUGCUCCAUUGUGGACUCCGUCCCUCUCGGGGCAAACUGCCAGUCCGGCGUCAGUCCUGAGUUCCAUAGACAUAUGGAGCCCAGAUAAAUCCCACGUAGUACGUCAAAUUGCUUUGUGGAACAUAAUGUGGAGGGCACCGUCUUCUGCCAGUGUCGCGCCGUACCUCAAUCAUCGUGCAGAGCGUACCAUUACCUGUUCUGCGUAACGCGGGUAUAAUGGACUCUAGCCAUUACUUUGGGUUCCUAACUACCCGCCUAAGCUAUACAUUUUCGGUUAUACUUGUCCCCGUUUGUAACCUCCACUGGAAUUCUUGUCCUACCUGGCCCGUAGGCAACCACUUUUGUCUUUUUUUCUCCUGCUUUAUCCUCUUCACGGUCGAUGAGGUUGUAGAGUUCAGCUUAUUUGUACUGCAGAUAAAAAUACCCCCUAGCAUAUAUGUUUUUCGUUUUUCCUUGUUGUACAACAGAUCUUGCAUUGGGUAGUUUGUAGGGCAUAAUGACUGCGUACAAUCUGUGUAGAUUAGUGUCGCCGUCUAUAUCGCAGACGUCGCCGUUUUCCGUGCGUCAUUAGUUCAUUGCUCAGCGCAAAUCCGACAAUUGUACUUUUAUGUC
This is a messenger RNA of Somion occarium, 2066 nucleotides long. The record is from the annotation of a GenBank genome assembly. Lineage: Eukaryota; Fungi; Basidiomycota; Agaricomycetes; Polyporales; Cerrenaceae.